Camelus dromedarius (Arabian camel) is the source of this 1167-nucleotide messenger RNA. It is a transcript of the gene RMDN1, whose product is annotated as regulator of microtubule dynamics 1. The transcript has 10 exons. Gene Ontology annotation, cellular component: cytoplasm; mitotic spindle pole; mitochondrion. Gene Ontology annotation, molecular function: microtubule binding. The record is from RefSeq and is a predicted model, not a curated record. Bases 140 to 1093 code for a protein of 317 amino acids. NCBI's taxonomy places the organism in Eukaryota, Metazoa, Chordata, Mammalia, Artiodactyla, Camelidae.
GAAGCUGCGGAGCGGAAGAGGCGCCCGCCAGCAAGCGGGUAGACGCGGCUUUCUUUGGAAGGGGUCGGGCGCCUUUUGCUCCGCCCCGCUCCCUAGCAGCCCAAAGCGGGUGAAGGGUCACGCCUGCGAGUUGUAGGUCAUGGCUGUAGCCGUGCGGCUCGGGCGCUUUCUCCCUUUGGGACGUAGCUCCGCCCCGGCACCUCGGCUCCCCACCUGUGCUGCCGGCAGCCGCGGGCGGUGCGUUCCUUGGCGACCCCGCGGCUCUGAGGUGAUGGGAAACCCAGGAGCCUUCAAAAGAAGUCUUUUAUUCUCAGCCUUGUCUUAUUUGGGUUUUGAAACUUACCAAGUCAUUUCCCAAGCUGCUGUGGUUCACGCCGCAGCCAAAGUCUUCAGAAUUGAAGAAAUCCUCGAACAAGCAGACUACCUGUAUGAAAGUGGAGAAACAGAAAAACUUUAUCAGUUGCUAUCCCAAUACAAAGAGAGUGAAGAUGCAGAGUUACUGUGGCGUUUGGCACGGGCAUCACGUGAUAUAGCUCAACUUAGCGGAACCUCAGCAGAGGAGAAAAAGCUCCUGGUCUAUGAAGCCCUAGAGUAUGCAAAAAGAGCACUAGAAAAAAAUGAGUCAAGUUUUGCAGCUCAUAAGUGGUAUGCCAUCUGUAUUAGUGAUGUUGGAGAUUAUGAAGGCAUCAAGGCUAAAAUUGCCAAUUCCUACAUUAUCAAGGAGCAUUUUGAGAAAGCAAUUGAACUGAACCCUAAAGAUGCUACCUCAGUUCACCUUAUGGGUAUUUGGUGUUACACUUUUGCUGAAAUGCCUUGGUAUCAAAGAAGAAUUGCUAAAAUGCUGUUUGCAGCUCCUCCUAGUUCCACCUACGAGGAGGCUCUAGGCUACUUUCACAGAGCAGAGCAAGUGGAUCCAAACUUCUACAGCAAAAACUUGCUUCUGUUAGGAAAGACAUAUUUGAAGCUACGUAACAAAAAGCUUGCUGCUUUCUGGCUAACAAAAGCCAAGGACUACCCAGCACACACAGAGGAGGAUAAACAGGUACAGACAGAAGCUGCUCAGUUGCUUACAGGUUUCAGUGACAAGAAUUAAGAAUUUUCCAGUGAAAUAUCUAACAAACACUGCCUUUUCAUCAAAUUAUAACAAUAAUAAAUACAUUAACUGUU